UACACUGCCACAAAGUACAAGCAGUUCGCACAAAAUUGGAAUUUCGAGCACCAGACUUCAAGUCCAUAUUAUCCGAAAUCAAACGGUUUGGCUGAGAAAGCAGUUCAAAUUGUGAAACGUUUGCUAUCGAAAGCAAAACAAGAUGGAAAAGAUCCGUACCUAAGUUUGUUGGAGUAUCGCAACACACCCAUAGGUAACGUGGCUUCACCAGCACAAAUAUUGAUGAGCCGACGUUUGCGUUCGCACUUACCAACUACCCCAAAUCAACUUCAGCCAAAAGUUGUUGAUCCUGAGAGAAUGAAAGAAAAGUUCGAAGAAAAACAAAGAAAGCAAAAACGAUAUUAUGACAGAGGGUCCACGGAGCUUCCGGCAGUGCAAGAAGGAGAAGCAGUACGAGUACAAGUACAGAAUAAGUGGAAACCAGCAGUGAUCAAAGAGAAACUGGAAACACCGAGAUCGUACAUCAUUCAAACACCCAAUGGUCAACGAUUUAGAAGAAACAGAAAUCAUAUCAGAAAGCAGAAGUAUGGUGUUCAGAUAUCAAGACAGUGGGAACCAAUUGAAGAUUUCCAGUCUGAUGGUGCCAGAGAAGUUCGUGAGGAACAAGUCUCAGAGCCAAGUACUGGACAAUAUUAUAAAACUAGAAGCGGACGAUUGAGUAAGCCACCUGAGAGAUAUCAAGCAUGUUAA
Paramuricea clavata is the source of this 690-nucleotide messenger RNA. The record is from the annotation of a GenBank genome assembly. NCBI's taxonomy places the organism in Eukaryota, Metazoa, Cnidaria, Anthozoa, Malacalcyonacea, Plexauridae.